This is a messenger RNA of Brienomyrus brachyistius, 1508 nucleotides long. RefSeq lists its product as uncharacterized. The record is from RefSeq and is a predicted model, not a curated record. NCBI's taxonomy places the organism in Eukaryota, Metazoa, Chordata, Actinopteri, Osteoglossiformes, Mormyridae. The transcript has 6 exons. Bases 107 to 844 code for a protein of 245 amino acids.
UUCCCACUAUUUGUUAGCUGAAGAGAGGCCUUCUGCAGUUUUGUGUCCCCCUCCUGCACUGGCUGUGCCACUGGCCACAUGCAGUUUGACCCCUCCCAUAUCAACUAUGGCCACACCCAUCUUCGUUGUGGCCCCAUUCCACAUGGGCUAUCAGCCUUCUUGUCAGAUUUGCCGCCUCCCAUAUAUGUGGCAGCAAAACGCCUCCUUGAGCCUUGUCCCAAACAUCUGGCCCAUGUGUGUCUUGCACUGGGCAUCCUCAAAGGAGAGGUGCCCCCCCACCAGACGCUGCUUGGGACACACUGCUAGCCCUGAGCAGGAGGCAGAGGAGAUGGAGUCCCAGGAUGAGGGGCCACUCGCUCCCUGUUUCUCGGACCCCGAGGCCUCGGAGAAGAGGUGCCGGCUGAGCCGGACGGAUGUCUCAGAAGGCAGGAGGGCGCAGCGGCUAAGGAUGGCCCACCUCCCAGAAUGCACCGUGGCGAGGCUUAAACCAAGCUGCCCGAUCCCGCUGAAGAUUAAGCUGUGCAAUCAGAGGGGCGGCAAUGGGAUUAAUAUUGUGGAGGGGAGAGGCUCACUGCCGUACUGGGAGGGGUUUGAGAAACAUCCUGAAAAAGAGGCAAUUACAAAAGAGACAGACACUUCGUUUAAAAACAAUGGACUCCAGGCGGCAAGGACCAUAACGCCCGAUGUGCAGAUACCUCGCAUCAUUCUCACGCACCCAUCCACCUCGGAUGAGGACGUGGAACCGCCGAUCCAGGACCAGGGCGACGACCGCCUGGGUGACUUUGAGGAGGGAGACGGUCACAGCUUCUCAGACGUUUCGAGCAGGACUUCGUACUUGGCCUAAAUCGGCGUUGAUCGUAUGGAGGCGGGUGACUGACACAUGCAUAGCCUCGAACUCUCUCCAGGGAAGUUAAACCACCUUUCAGUUAUUCUAAAGUCAUCUUAAAAGAGUUUCGGCUUCUGGAAGCCUCUAUGAACAACACUCACUGUUUCAAAGCCUUGAGCGGCUCAGAGCAGAGCUAAGUUCACUGUUGAUUUCAGCAGGCAUGGCUCUCCACAGCCAGAGGCAUGAAGAGAGAACCAUCAGCACCCAUCUGUGAUUAGGUGCGCGUCUUCACUGCAGCUGCUCCCCUGGCAUAUUGCCAUCACAGCGUUUUAUUUUGCUUGAUGUGGGAGGCAUUGAACUUAUCUUUCACAUGGGCUGGGGGGCUGGGGGCUGGGGGCUGUGCUCUUUAGCAUAAGGGCGAUAAGAGAAACUGCAUAACACGCCGUGCCACUGCCCCCCGGCCUGCCUGGAGAUUGUUUUGGGGGAGGAUUGCUAACAACCAUGUCACCGUUGACGGGAUGCCGUUACCGCUGGAGAGUCCCUUGAGAAGACAUGUGGGCGGCGGCAGUGUGACAUCACCGUGCCGUUAAUGUCGGCUGGAGUCACAGUCACUGGCGAGUUCCUGUCAGAAGGCUCAGGUCUGGGCUGCUGGGGGGCGAAAUGACUUCUUACUUGGGGGGGG